Messenger RNA from Arabidopsis arenosa, 535 nucleotides. The record is from the annotation of a GenBank genome assembly. Lineage: Eukaryota; Viridiplantae; Streptophyta; Magnoliopsida; Brassicales; Brassicaceae.
UCUCAUAACAAAAAAACAUCCGAAUCUGAUCUUACACUCAUCGAACUCAAUCGAAACGCAACGUUUUCAAAGAGACGUCCAACUAAAAUGAUGAAGAAGAUCUUUGUUCAAAUCAGUGUAGCUUGUCUAGUGUUGGCGUUGAUGAUUGCGAUGGUCUCGGCUCAGGGACACGACGAUCACGAGGGUCACGGUGAUCACGAUGGUCACGACCAUGCACCGGCUAAAUCACCAAACGCCGCUGUCAUUGUUACUGCUGAUAUGUUCACCGGCUUGGCCGCAGUCACCGUGGCUCUUGUGGCUGGCUACAUCUACUGAUGAGUUUAUCAUAUAGAUAAAUAUUUUGUGAAUUGUGAUUCUUUUUCUUUUCUUUUAUAUAUUGUUGCCACAGUCCUUUCUCUCUUAAUGUUUUCAAUUUUUCUUUUGUGUGUUCAUCAGAAUGUUAUGUAAACAAAUUUCGUGUGACGUGUUUGUUUAUGUUUGUACUAAAAACAAAAUAAUAAUGUUGGAGCGUUAAUUAUAAAGAUCUCUUUAUUAC